Messenger RNA from Andrographis paniculata, 2383 nucleotides. RefSeq names its product vacuolar-sorting receptor 1-like. The coding region runs from base 322 to 2211 and encodes 629 amino acids. NCBI's taxonomy places the organism in Eukaryota, Viridiplantae, Streptophyta, Magnoliopsida, Lamiales, Acanthaceae. The record is from RefSeq and is a predicted model, not a curated record. The transcript has 13 exons. Gene Ontology annotation, molecular function: calcium ion binding.
UUAAAUGUGAGGAAAUAAGGCCAGACAAAGACAAGACAGGAAGAAGAAGAAGAAGAAGAAGAGGAGGAGGAGGAGGUAGAGUAGAGAGGUAGAGGUGAAGCAACAAUCUCCAACUAGUCCAAUGUCUAGAAUAAUAAUAUAGAUAGAUAGAUAUCUUCGCUUUCAGCAUUGCCUUUUUUACUUCCCGUAAAAGGAUCCCAAGCUCAAUUCAUCCUCUAUUCCCGACUCAAAUCGCUUCUUCUUCUCCAGCCGGUUGCUUGUUUUAGAUAUUUCUUCUUACCAACCAACCAGGUGAGGAGGGGAGAAGACAAUUCGAAGAACAUGAGGGAAAGGCUCGGAGUACUGGCUUUUGUUUGGCUUGUUCUCUGUGGGUCUUCUUUGGCACGGUUUAUAGUGGAGAAGAACAGUUUGAAAGUGACAUCGCCAGACUCCAUAAAAGGUGUUCAUGAAUGUGCAAUUGGGAAUUUUGGUGUUCCUCAAUAUGGAGGAACAAUGGUUGGGUCUGUGUUCUAUCCCAAAUCGAAUCACAAGGCAUGCGAGAGUUUUCACGACGUUGAUGUCCCCUUGAAGAAUAAGCCUGGGGGCAUUCCAAUCUUCCUUCUUACCGACCGUGGGGAGUGCUAUUUUACAUUGAAGGCAUGGAAUGCUCAGAAUGGUGGAGCAGCAGCUAUUCUGGUGGCAGAUGACAGGGAUGAGCCUCUUAUUACCAUGGAUACUCCAGAGGACCAUGAUAUAAAGGAAGAAUAUAUGCAGAACAUAACCAUCCCAUCUGCCCUCAUCAGCAAGGAUCUUGGGGACAAAAUUAAAAGUGAAUUAUCUAAAGGGGAGAUGGUAAGUCUAAAACUUGAUUGGAGGGAAGCUCUCCCACAUCCUGAUGAUCGGGUUGAGUAUGAGCUCUGGACAAACAGUAAUGAUGAGUGUGGGGCCAAGUGUGAAAGCCAGUUGAGCUUUGUCAAAGAUUUCAAAGGAGUUGCCCAGAUACUUGAGCAGGAUGGUUACACUCAGUUUACUCCACGCUACAUUACUUGGUAUUGUCCCGAUGCUUUCAAAUUGAGCAAACAAUGCAAGUCACAGUGCAUCAACCAUGGUAGAUACUGUGCACCAGAUCCUGAACAGGAUUUUAGCAGAGGAUAUGAUGGGAAGGAUGUAGUUGUACAAAACCUACGCCAAGCGUGUUUUUUUAAGGUUGCAAACGAGAGUGGAAAGCCAUGGAAAUGGUGGGACUAUGUGACAGAUUUCUCUAUUCGCUGCCCAAUGAAAGAGAAGAAGUAUACGAAAGAGUGUGCAGAUCAAGUGAUUCAGUCACUCGGAAUGGAUGUUAAGAAGAUAGACAAAUGCAUUGGAGACACUGAGGCUGAUGUUGAUAACCAGAUUCUAAAAGCCGAACAGGAGGCACAGAUAGGCAAGGGUUCACGAGGAGAUGUAACUAUCUUGCCAACUCUUGUUGUGAACAACAGACAGUACAGAGGGAAACUUGAAAAGGAAGCAGUGCUCAAGGCCAUUUGUUCUGGUUUUGAGGAGACCACAGAACCUGCUAUUUGUUUGGCUAGAGAUAUGCAAACAGACGAGUGUUUGGAAAACAAUGGUGGAUGCUGGCAUGAUAAAAUUUCUAACCUUACUGCUUGCAGGGAUACCUUUCGAGGGAGAGUAUGCCAGUGCCCCAUUGUUCAGGGUGUGAAAUUUUUUGGUGAUGGCUACACCCAUUGUGAAGCUUCUGGUGCGUUAAGAUGUUCAGUAAGUAGUGGAGGCUGUUGGAGGGGAACACAAAAUGGAAGGACAUAUUCUGCAUGCAUUGAUGACCAGACAAAAGGUUGCAAGUGUCCGUCUGGGUUCAGGGGAGAUGGAGUUAAGAGCUGUGAAGAUAUUAAUGAAUGCAAGGAAAGGCUAGCUUGCCAAUGUCCAGGGUGCAUAUGCAAGAAUACCUGGGGAAGUUAUGAAUGCAGUUGUAAUAGCAAUUUACUGUACAUACAGGAGCAUGACACCUGUAUAAGUAAAGAUGCUACUACAAAAUAUAGCUGGGGCUUUGUAUGGGUGAUAAUUCUCGGUUUGGCUGUGGCGGGGGUUGCAGGAUAUGGUAUCUACAAGUAUAGAAUCCGGAGAUACAUGGACUCCGAAAUUCGGGCUAUUAUGGCACAGUACAUGCCCCUGGAUAGUCAAGGAGAGGUGGCUGAUCAGGCUGGUGAAGAGCGUGCAUUGCCGGGCCAUGUUUAAGGAUGGCUGUCACAGCGGCUCUGUUGGUUGUGUGUGAUAAUUAGGUCUUGUGUGCAUGUAACCUUAUGUAUGUUUGUUGUUUUUAAAUGUUGAUCUGUGUCUAUAAAUCGAUGUCCACACGGAGUCUAGCUGCGCAAUAAAACACCCAUUGUUUCUGGGAAAAUUUUCAGCA